AUGGAGGGUUAUAAUAAAUUCGGCUCACUUGGAGAAGAUUGUGACGAGCCUAUGCCUUACGAUGAAGACGAACCCAGUAGUUCAGAAGCGCCGGACGUACGCGGGAUUAACGUUCCAUUUCCUCCAGGUAUAAAUGAUAUCAAUGCUUCUUUACCCCCUGGUUUUCUCCCAUCGUCAGUCCCUGGAGCCCAUGGACCAGCCAAGGAUGCUUCUGGGCAAAUGUUACCGGGGAUGGUUAACUCUAACAUGCCUCCCGGAUUCAAGUUACCAAACUGGAAUUUUCAAAAGUCUAAUUUCGAUAUGAUGCAAGAUAAAGCUCGCAAAUGGAAAAAAUUGAACACUAGGAGAUUUACUAAGCCUUCUUCUACUCAGGCUACAACUUUUGCAGCUCCUAUGCCACCAGAACACAUAAGAAAGGUUGUUCGUGAUCAUGGUGAUAUGAGUAGUAGGAAAUAUAGAUAUGAUAAAAGAGUUUAUUUGGGAGCACUAAAGUAUGUCCCUCAUGCUGUUUAUAAGUUAUUAGAGAAUAUGCCUAUGCCAUGGGAACAGGUUCGUCAUGUGAAGGUUCUCUAUCAUAUAACUGGUGCUGUCACUUUUGUUGAUGAGAUACCAUGGGUAGCUGAUCCAAUCUUCCUUGCCCAAUGGGGAACAAUGUGGAUUAUGAUGAGAAGAGAAAAACGUGACAGAAGACACUUCAAACGUAUGAGAUUCCCUCCAUUUGACGAUGAAGAACCACCAAUUGACUAUUCUGAAAAUAUUCUGGAUGUACAACCUUUGGAUCCCAUACAAAUGGACCUUGAUCCUGAAGAAGAUGCUAGCGUAAUAGACUGGUUCUAUGAUCAUAGACCGCUUGAAGAUAAUAGAAAACAUAUAAAUGGGCCAAGUUAUAGGAAAUGGUUUUUGACUAUUGAACAAAUGGGUGUAUUGUACAGAUUAGCUAGCCAGCUGUUUUCUGAUAUACAAGAUGAUAAUUAUUUUUAUCUAUUUAAUCUCAAGGCAUUUUACACAGCUAAAGCAUUGAACACUGCAAUUCCUGGAGGACCAAAGUUUGAACCACUAUAUAGGGAUACUUAUGAUGAAGAUGAGGAUUGGAAUGAAUUUAACGAUAUCUCCAAGUUGAUAAUUAGACAACAGAUUAGAACCGAGUAUAAGAUUGCAUUUCCAUACCUGUAUAACAAUCGACCGAGAAAAGUUGCCAUUGGUGUUUACCAUACCAAGCUUUGUGCUUACGUUAAACAGGAAGAUCCUGAGCUUCCUACAUUUUAUUAUGACCCUAUAAUAAAUCCCUUACCUGCAUAUAGGAUUAAGGAGGAGGAUACCUUGCAAACAUCUACUGAUGAUGAGUAUCAGUUACCCGAGGGUAUGGAACCUUUCUUAAAUGAUGUACCAUUGGAGAACGAAACGACUGCAAAUGGAAUAAGUUUAUGUUGGGCACCUCAUCCGUUUGAUAAGAGAUCAGGUAGAUGUCGUAGAGCUAUAGAUUUGCCCAUUGUGCAAUCUUGGUUUCGUGAACACGUUCCAUCAACAUACCCUGUCAAAGUGCGUGUUUCUUAUCAGAAGCUACUGAAAGGAUGGGUAAUAAGCCAUCUUCAUGCUAAAAAGCCUAAAAGCAUGGUUAAAAGACGUUUGUUUAAGGUAUUCAGAGGUACUAAAUUCUUUCAAACUACCACAUUGGAUUGGGUUGAAGUCGGUCUACAAAUUUGCAGGCAAGGUUACAAUAUGUUAAAUCUAUUGAUACAUCGUAAAAAUCUCAACUAUCUACAUCUGGACUAUAAUUUUAAUUUGAAACCGGUGAAGACCCUUACUACAAAGGAGCGUAAGAAGUCACGUUUUGGUAAUGCAUUCCAUUUGUGUCGUGAGAUUUUAAGAUUGACAAAACUUGUAGUAGAUUCUCAUGUACAGUAUAGAUUAGGUAAUGUAGAUGCUUAUCAACUUGCAGAUGGCCUUCAAUAUAUAUUCUCUCAUGUUGGCCAACUCACUGGUAUGUAUCGUUAUAAAUAUCGCUUAAUGCGUCAAGUACGCAUGUGCAAAGACUUAAAGCAUCUGAUUUAUUACAGAUUUAAUACGGGUCCUGUAGGUAAGGGUCCUGGUUGCGGUUUUUGGAUUUGUGGAUGGAGAGUUUGGUGUUUCUUCCUGAGAGGAAUUUUACCUCUUCUUGAAAGAUGGUUAGGUAAUUUACUCGCAAGACAGUUUGAGGGACGUGUAUCUAAGGGUGUUGCUAAGACAGUUACAAAGCAGAGGGUGGAGUCAAAAUUCGAUCUUGAACUCAGAGGAGCUGUGAUGAAUGAUAUUAAGGAUAUGAUGCCAGUUGGACUUCGUGCAACAAAGGUUAAUACAAUUUUUCAACAUUUAUGUGAAGCCUGGAGAUGUUGGAAAGCAAAUAUUCCAUGGAAGGUCCCACAACUUCCAGCUGCUAUUGAAAACCUAAUUCUUAGAUAUGUUAAAAUGAAGGCUGACUGGUGGACAAAUGCAACAUACUAUAACAGAGAAAGGAUCAAAAGGGGCGCAACAGUUGAUAAGACCGUAUGUAAGAAAAAUUUGGGUAGACUCACUCGUUUAUGGCUAAAGUCAGAACAGGAACGCCAACACAACUAUCUAAAGGAUGGUCCAUAUGUAAGCGCAGAUGAGGCAGUUGCUAUAUACACUACUGCUGUGCACUGGUUAGAAUCAAGGAAGUUCACUCAUAUCCCAUUUCCUCCACUAAACUACAAGCACGAUACAAAGCUUUUGAUUUUAGCAUUAGAGCAAUUAAAGGAACAAUAUACUGCAUCUAGCCGUCUGAAUCAAUCAAUGAGAGAAGAACUCGGUCUUAUAGAACAGGCUUAUGAUAAUCCUCAUGAAGCGUUAAGUAGAAUUAAAAGGCAUUUACUAACACAAAGAACAUUUAAAGAAGUUACUAUAGAGUAUAUGGAUUUAUACUCCCACAUUACUCCUGUUUACGAUAUAGAUCCUCUAGAGAAAAUUACAGAUGCGUAUCUGAGCCAAUAUCUCUGGUUUGAAGGUGAUAUGAGGGGGUUAUUCCCAAAUUGGAUAAAACCUGCGGAUAGUGAGCCUCCACCUCUGUUAGUUUAUAAGUUUUGCCAAGGAAUAAACAAUCUCCAUGAUGUAUGGAACUUUAAUGAUACACAUUUGGUUCUUUUACAGAGUAAAUUUGAUAGGGUAUAUGAAAAGAUUGAUCUUACACUUUUGAACCGUCUCCUUAGACUUAUUGUGGAUCAUAAUGUAGCAGAUUAUAUAACAGCAAAAAAUAACGUUAGCAUUGCCUUUAAGGAUAUGAGUCACAUAAACAGCUAUGGAUUCAUUAGGGGUUUACAGUUCGCAUCUUUCGUAUUUCAAUAUUAUGGUUUGAUUUUAGAUUUACUUGUAUUGGGACUUACGAGAGCUACAGAAAUUGCAGGUCCACAUAGUAUGCUAAAUGACUUCCUGUGUUUUACCGAUACAGCCACCGAGACUAGACAUCCCAUCAGACUUUAUUGCCGAUAUAUUGACAAAAUCUAUAUUCUUUUCAAAUUUACCAACAAUGAAGCCAGGGAAUUGGUACAGAGAUAUCUCACUGAAAACCCAGAUCCAAAUAAUGAAAACGUAGUUGGAUAUAAUAACAAGAGUUGCUGGCCAAAGGAUUGUAGAAUGAGAUUAAUGAAGCAAGAUGUAAAUUUAGGUCGUGCUACGUUUUGGGAAAUACAAGCACGUCUGCCAAGAUCUAUAACGACUUUAGAAUGGUCUGACUCAUUUGUAUCUGUAUAUGGAAAGGAUAAUCCCAAUCUUUUGUUUAGUAUGUGCGGCUUCGAAGUUAGAAUGUUACCAAGGGUUAGAUCCUCAAAAAUGGCAUCACAGUUAGAAGCUACCUGGAAGUUGCAGAAUGAAAAAACAAAGGAACUUGCAGCUACUGCGUACCUUAGGGUAGAUGAAGAAAGUAUGAGAAAAUUUGAAAAUAGGGUACGCCAAAUUCUAAUGUCCAGUGGAGGUACUACAUUUACAAAAAUUGCCAAUAAAUGGAAUACUGCACUAAUAGGAUUAAUGACGUACUUCAGAGAAGCCGUUAUACACACGAAUGAACUACUUGAUCUAUUGGUUAAAUGUGAAAACAAGAUACAAACACGUAUAAAGAUAGGUCUAAAUAGUAAAAUGCCUUCCAGAUUCCCCCCAGUUGUGUUUUAUACUCCAAAAGAACUUGGAGGUUUAGGUAUGCUUUCUAUGGGACAUAUUUUGAUCCCACAAUCUGAUCUGAAAUUUAGUAAGCAAACGGAUGCAGGUAUCACUCACUUUAGAAGUGGAUUAUCUCAUGAAGAGGACCAACUUAUACCUAACUUGUACAGAUAUAUCCAAACUUGGGAAAGUGAAUUCAUAGAAAGUCAAAGAGUGUGGGCUGAAUAUGCAUUAAAGAGGCAAGAAGCCCAGGCUCAGAAUCGUAGACUUACUUUGGAAGACUUGGAAGAUUCUUGGGAUCGUGGUAUUCCUAGAAUAAAUACACUUUUCCAGAAGGAUAGGCAUACGCUUGCCUAUGAUAAAGGAUGGCGUGUGCAGCAAGAUUUUAAGCAGUACCAUCUUUUGAAGGUUAAUCAGUUUUGGUGGACACAUCAAAAGCAUGAUGGGAAACUUUGGAAUCUUAAUAAUUAUAGGACAGAUAUGAUUCAAGCCUUGGGCGGUGUAGAAGGUAUCCUUGAACAUACACUCUUCAAGGGAACAUACUUUGCUACUUGGGAAGGAUUAUUCUGGGAAAAGGCUUCCGGUUUUGAGGAAUCAAUGAAGUAUAAGAAAUUGACAAAUGCACAAAGAAGUGGUUUGAACCAAAUUCCAAAUCGUAGAUUUACACUUUGGUGGUCUCCUACGAUCAACAGAGCAAAUGUUUAUGUGGGUUUCCAAGUACAACUUGAUCUUACUGGUAUAUUUAUGCAUGGAAAACUUCCUACUCUUAAAAUCUCCCUGAUCCAGAUUUUCAGGGCUCAUUUGUGGCAAAAAAUACAUGAAUCUAUUGUAAUGGAUCUCUGCCAGGUUCUAGAUCAAAUGCUUGAUACGUUGGACAUUGAAACUGUGCAGAAGGAGACUAUACAUCCAAGAAAGUCAUACAAGAUGAACAGUAGCUGUGCUGAUAUUCUCCUGCUUGCAGCAUACAAAUGGCAUGUGUCAAAACCUUCUCUUCUGACAGAUGGCUCCGCAGAUGAUAUGCGUUCUGAUAUGGAUUCAAAAGAUGCAAAAACUACCAGCAAUAAAUAUUGGAUAGAUGUGCAACUACGUUGGGGUGAUUAUGAUAGUCAUGAUAUCGAAAGAUAUUCUAGGGCAAAAUUUUUGGAUUACACAACUGAUAGUAUGUCUAUAUAUCCCUGUCCUACUGGUUGCUUGAUAGCCGUUGAUUUAGCCUAUAAUUUACACAGUGGAUACGGUUACUGGUUCAAGGGAGUAAAACCUGUACUUGCUCAGGCAAUGAAUAAGAUCAUGAAGGCGAAUCCUGCCUUGUAUUCUCUCAGAGAAAGAAUUAGAAAAGGUUUGCAACUUUAUGCUAGUGAACCUACGGAGCCAUACCUAACAUCGCAAAAUUUUGGAGAACUGUUUGGUGCUCAGACUAUUUGGUUUGUUGAUGAUUCUAAUGUUUAUCGUGUCACAAUGCAUAAAACGUUUGAAGGAAACUUCACAACUAAACCAACAAAUGGAGCAAUAUUUAUAUUUAACCCUAAAACUGGACAAUUGUUUUUAAAGGUUAUUCAUACCUCUGUAUGGGCUGGUCAGAAGAGGCUUAGCCAACUUGCAAAAUGGAAGACUGCAGAAGAAGUUGCAGCUUUGAUUCGUUCCCUUCCUGUAGAGGAACAACCAAAACAAAUUAUAGUCACCAGGAGGGGUAUGCUUGAUCCUCUAGAGGUUCAUUUGUUGGAUUUCCCUAAUAUUGUUAUAAAGGGUUCGGAAUUGCAGCUGCCUUAUAAGUCUAUUAUGAAUUUGGAGAAAUUUGGGGAUCUGAUAUUAAAGGCUACACAACCAGAAAUGGUGUUGUUUAAUCUAUAUGAUGAUUGGCUCAAGAGUAUAAGUAGUUGUACGGCAUUUAGCCGCUUAAUCCUCAUAUUGCGCGCGAUACAUGUAAACUGUGACCGUGCAAAAGUUAUUUUGAGACCAAACAAGACAACCGUUACUCUUGCACAUCAUGUAUGGCCGAGUUUAACAGAUGAAGAAUGGAUCAAUUGUGAAGUAGCACUCAAAGAUAUUAUAUUGGCUGAUUAUGCCAAGAGGAAUGGAAUUAAUCCAUCCAGUCUCACACAAACUGAAAUUAGAGAUGUUAUUCUUGGUAUGGAAAUAUCUACUCCUGACGCACAGAGACAAGAAAUUGAACAAAAUGCCAAUGAAUUAGCCACUAAAUCAGUUACGACACGAACUGUUAAUGUACAUGGAGAAGAGAUCAUUGUAACAACACAAAGUCCUCACGAACAAAAGGUAUUUGCAAGCAAAACCGACUGGAGAAGCAGAUGUCUUGCAUCUGGAUCUUUGCACCUCAGAUACAAACACAUGUAUGUCUCUAACAUCCAAUCUGCAGAUACACUUGUUAUACCCAAGAAUUUGCUCAAGAUGCUGUUGUCUGUAUCAGACCUUCGUACACAGAUUGCGGUUUAUCUUUAUGCAGAAAAACAAAAUGUAGAUGAAGAAGAGAAUCUAUGGAAAGUCGUUUGUAUGGUAUUGGUACCUCAAGUUGGAAGUCACAAGAGUGUUGACUUACCAAGACAAUGUCCACAACAUGAAUCUUUAAAGCAUUUGACACCAGUAGGAUGGUUAUUUACCCGGCCCAGUGAAGGAGAAAUUCCUGUUCAAGCUCUUGAAAACCAUAGUAGGAUGAUGAACGAUUUUGGUUGGGAUACAAAUGCUCUCUUGACAACAUGUACAUUUACACCAGGUUCAUGUGCUAUCGCUGCCUACAAACUUUUGUCUAUGGACAUUCCAAAGGGAGAAGACGCAAAUACAAGUUCGCUUUUGGACCAAGUUCAAGUGCUUGUAUCUGAGACAUUUAUGGGAUUUUUCUUAGUUCCUAUGGACGGAGCUUGGAACUAUAACUUUAUGGGUGCCAAACAUUCUAGCCAUAUGCAAUACCAACUUCACGUUGAAAUUCCAAAACCCUUUUACGAUCCAGUUCACAGACCAAUACACUUUUUGCAAUUUGCACAGUCUAGUGACAUGAAAGGUUUUGAUGCAGAAUCUCAUUUUUAA
Theileria equi strain WA is the source of this 7182-nucleotide messenger RNA. Its product is annotated as pre-mRNA splicing factor prp8 family member protein. Gene Ontology annotation, cellular component: catalytic step 2 spliceosome; U5 snRNP. The coding region runs from base 1 to 7182 and encodes 2393 amino acids. Gene Ontology annotation, molecular function: U1 snRNA binding; U2 snRNA binding; U5 snRNA binding. The record is from RefSeq and is a predicted model, not a curated record. Lineage: Eukaryota; Apicomplexa; Aconoidasida; Piroplasmida; Theileriidae. Gene Ontology annotation, biological process: mRNA splicing, via spliceosome; spliceosomal tri-snRNP complex assembly. The transcript has a single exon.